Molecule: messenger RNA, 4086 nt
Organism: Plasmodium falciparum 3D7
Lineage: Eukaryota; Apicomplexa; Aconoidasida; Haemosporida; Plasmodiidae
Product: putative tubby domain-containing protein
Source: RefSeq, a predicted model, not a curated record
AUGAUUUAUAAUGAUAAGAAUGAAGAUUGGAAAGAUAGAGAAAAUCGUUUAGUUGAUAUAAUAAAGAAAGAAUAUUAUUAUAAUAAGAAUGAAGAAUGUGAUGAAUAUAAUAUAGGUGGUGGGAUAAUAGGAAAAGAUAAAUAUGGUUAUAAUGAUUGUUAUAAAGGUGAUAAUAUUAUAUUAAUAAUAACAGAAUAUAUUAAGAAAGAUUGUAUAUUAGAUAAUUAUAUAUUGGAAUAUAAAAAGUUAUAUGAUAAUUUAGAUUAUUAUAUACAUUAUAUUGAAAAGAAGUCAGAUAUUGAUUAUCUUAUUGAUAAUUAUUUUAUAAAAAAAAAAAGAGAUAUAACUAGUAUAAUAAAUGAUAUAGAGAAAUAUAAAAAAUUAAAUGGAGAUAUGAAUGAUAUAGAAAUGACAACAUAUACCAUAUCAGUAAUAUUAAAAUUGAAUAAACACAUAUUAAGUGCAUUUCCAAUGUUAAAAAAUGUUAUAGAAGCAUUAAAAAAUGAUAAUCACAAUGAAAAUUUUUAUUACAUAAAUAAUAGGAUAGGUAUUAUAGAAAAAUGGAAGAACAAGAUUUUUAAUAUGUCCUGUAAAAAAAAAACAUAUAAAUCCAUAGCUCAUUCCUUUUUACAAACAAAUAAUGAAAUUAUGGAUAAGCAAAAAAAUAAUGAAAACUUUGAUAAAUGCGAUCAGUACAUGAAUCCAUGUUAUAUUAAUAAAACAUAUAAAAAUGAACAUAAUAAUUAUUAUGAAUAUAAUUAUGUGCAUAAUAAGAAUGUAAAUGAUACAUAUAUAGUUGAUAAUAAUAAUAUGAAAAAUUAUUAUGAUGAUAACAUAUAUAAUAAUAGCAUAUAUAAUAAUAACAUAUAUAACAAUAAUAACAUAUAUAACAAUAAUAACAUAUACAAUAAUAAUAAUAUGUAUGAACCCAAUCAUAUGUAUCAAGGUGAUUUUUCAGAUGAUACUAUAAAUGUCAUGAAUUCUACUAAUAAAUAUAAGAAUUCCAACAAAUUGAUUCAAAAAAUUAAUGCACCAUAUGAAAAUAAUAUUGUUAAUUAUGAAGACAAGAACUCUACAUUUUUUUACGAAAUAAAUAUAACAACAAAUAAAAAUUUAAUAAGACUAAAAAGUGUUCUCCUUCUGAUUGAAAUAGUCAUGUCGUUUUAUUCAUUCUUUAUCAGAUGGGAGAAACAAAGAGAUAAAGAAAAAAAAAAUAUAAGUGAUGAAAGAGAAGAAAGAGAUAUAAAUUAUAUAAAAGAUAAUAUUAACCUUAACAGUGAUGAUAAUAUAUAUCAUAUGAAUGAUAUAAAUAAUAUUAACAAAAGAAAGGAUUUAUGUACACAUAAUGAUAAUAUUAAUAAAUAUAUUAAAGAUACAGAAUAUCAGCAUGGGGAAAAAGAAAAAAGUAAGAGCACAUAUGAUGAAAUUAAUUAUCAACUCUUUUAUGAUCUAAUAUCCGGAAAAGUAAAAAGGAAAAAAAAUAUUAAGAACGAGGAAAAUCAUGAGAAAAAAAAAAAAGAAGUAAAUAUGCAAAAAGUGAAAAGAAAGAAAUAUAAAGAAAGGAAAAAAAAGAUGAAUAAUAGUAAUGAUAAACCUGACAAUUUUUUUCCAUAUAUUAAAUAUGAGUGUCAUGAAAGUGAAAAUACUGUUUCCUCAAAUAAUUAUGAAAAUAUAAUAGGUACUAAUAAAGGAAUUUCAAGUGAUAAUAAUAAUAAUAAUAAUAAUAAUAAUAAUAAUAUGUCAUCAAAUAGUAGUACAAAUAAUAAAUCACCAAAUAGUGAUCUCAAUAAUAUAUCAUCAUAUAGUGGUAGCAAUAAUUUAUCAUCAAAUAGUGAUAGCAAUAAUUUAUUAUCAAAUAGUGAUAGCAAUAAUUUAUCAUCAAAUAGUGAUAACAAUAAUGUAUCAUCAAAUAGUGAUAGCAAUAAUUUAUUAUCAAAUAGUGAUAGCAAUAAUUUAUUAUCAAAUAGUGAUAACAAUAAUGUAUCAUCAAAUAGUGAUAACAAUAAUGUAUCAUCAAAUAGUGAAACAAAAAUUAAAUUAUCACAUAAGGAUAUGUAUAAUUGUUAUAAUAAUUAUUCAUAUGCAUCAUCAUAUAGUAAUAAUGACAAUUCAUUUAUAGCAAGGGAUAUAAAUAAUUGUAAUGAUAAAGGAGAAAAUGUUAAUCCUUUACAUUAUAAUGAUUCCAUAGACGCUCCCAAUAAAUUCUUGAAUGGUAAAAUUUGUUAUGGACAACACAAUAAGAAUAUAUAUUAUAUUUCGAAGGAAAAUAAUAUAUAUAUUGAUACAGAAAAAAAAAAUAAAAUAAAUAAAAAUAAUAAUAACAACAAUAAUAAUAAUAAAAAUAAUAAAAUUAUUAUUAAUGAUAAGGAUUUAAAUAAAAUGAUGAGCUAUAUUAAAAAUAUCCUAAUAUAUGUUAUAGAUGAAUGUGAUACAUAUUUUAAUAUAGAAUUUUUGUACACGUUACAUACUUUUGAAUUAUAUUAUUUAUUUCAUAUAUUUAAAAAGCUGUUAUUAAAAAAGAAAGAUAUAGAAGAUGAUUUAAUAAUAAUGUUAACUUAUUGUGCAUAUAAAAUUGAAAAUAAGGAAAUCAUUGAAUAUUGUUUUUGGAGACUUGUCAGUAUAUUUGAAAGUGAAUGUAUUCCUAACAGUUGGAUUUUAUUAGAUGAUAAAACAAAUAAUCAACUAAAAAAAAGAUUGGAUGAAUUAAAAUUUAAUUUUAAAGAUAUGAAAAAAAGAAACAAAAGUAUAAAGAAAAAAGCAAAAAUAAAAAAUUAUAGUGAUUAUCGUAUUGAUAUAUUUUAUGAAACUUUUAACAUUUUUGAUACUGAAGAAAUACGAGAUGUAAGCAGUCAAAUAAAUAUAAAUGAAGGUAAUUUAUAUUUUAAAAAUAAUAUAAUAGAUAAAGAUAUCUUUAUUAAUUUUAUUAAUAAAACAAAAAGAGAAUUUUCUUAUUAUAAUGAUAUACCUAAAGGAUAUAUAAUUAAUGAGUUACAAAGAAUACGAAAAUUUAAUGAAUUUUAUUCAUGUUGUUACAUAUUAAAAAAUGAUAAAAAGGAAAAGAUACUUAUGGGUUUUAAAAAGAGAGGACAAAAUAAAGUAUAUAUAUAUAAAUACGAUAAAAAUAUUAAAAAAAAAUUUAAAAAUAUUAAAACAUCUUUUAAUGUAUCAGGAUUUUUAGGAGUAUUGGUAUGUAAUUUUACAGGUAUGAAAAUUAAAAUAUAUGAUAAUGGCAUUUCAGAAAAAUACGCAAACUUUUUUCCAAAUUUUGAAAGAAAUAAUGUUAUAUCUAUUAGAUUUGAAUCUAAUAUUAUAAGUGAAUUACCAAGACAUUUCAUUUGUAAUAUUUAUAAAGAAAAUAAAAACAUCAAACUUAUUUAUGAAAAUAAAUGUCCUAUAUGGAAUGAAGAGAAAGAAAUUUAUGAACUCCCUUUUUAUGGACGAGUUAAAAUGGCUAGUGCAAAAAAUUUACAAUUAAUUCUAAAGAAAUGUAUUUUUAAUGAAUCAAAAAAAAAUGAUUUCUUGAAUAAAAAUAUAAAUGAUAUAAUUGAAUAUGUGUCAGCUAGCCAAAUUGAACAUAAACAGAAUUUUCAUGAAAAGGAAAAGGAUAAAGAUAACGAUAAAGAUAACGAUAAAGAUGACGAUAAAGAUAACGAUAAAGAUAACGAUAAAGAUAACGAUAAUAAUGAUAAUAUUUAUAAUGAUAUAUAUAAGGAUAACAAUACUAAUAAUUAUCAUAAUAAUCAUGAUAACAUGCCUAUUAAACAAAAGUACAGUGAAUAUAAUCAUACAAAGUGUGAAAAUAAAAAUAGUGAUUCAGGAAAUAAAAAGGUUAAGAAACAUAAUGAUGAAUACAUAAAUAGCUUUAUUAAAAAGAAAUUUUCUUUUGAUUUAAUUAAAAACAAUUUGAAAAAGAAAAAAGAAGAAAUUAAAUAUGAAAUUAUAAAUAAUGAUGAAGAUGAAAUAUUUUUAAUAUUUGGGAAAAAUUCUAAAGAUUAUUUUACUUUAGAUUUUCGUCAUCCGUUAUCAACAUUUGAAGCUUUUUCAGUUGCCAUUUCAUCUUUGCUAAAGAAAAAAGCUGUAUCAUAA